AGUAUGGCCCGAGCCCACCAACACCACGGACGUUCGUUCAUUCAUGGGAUUGGCGGGCUACUAUCAGCGAUUCAUCACCKGAUACUCCAGGAUUGCUGCACCUAUGACGAGGUUACAGUCGCCAAAGGUGCCAUUCGUAUUCGAUGAUGCCGCACGCCGGUCAUUCCAAGCACUUAAGACGGCUAUGCUCAUGGCACCCGUCCUUAGCAUCUAURACCCCACCCUGCCAACGCGAGUGACUACRGACGCUUCCSGCUAUGGCAUUGGGGCAGUCUUGGAACAGCACGACGGCAAUGACUGGCACCCUGUGGAGUAUUUCAGCCACAAAGUGCCUCCCAUCAACUCGCUUGAUGAUGCAAGGAAGAAGGAGCUGCUCGCAUUCGUCAUGGCUCUCAAGCAAUGGCGGCACUUCCUCCUUGGGCGUCGUAGGUUCACAUGGGUCACGGACAACAAUCCAUUGACUUACUACAAGGCGCAAGAUACGGUGAGCAGCACGAUCGGACGAUGGAUGUACUUCAUCGACCAAUUUGACUUCACACCGAAACAUCCGCCUGGCCUCUCAAAUCGCGCAGCAGAUGCACUCUCACGAAGACCCGAUCUUUGCGCUAUGACACGUCAUGCCUUCGCAUUCGACGAGGAGCUUCAGCGAUACUUCAUCCGGGCAUAUCAGUCUGAUCCGGACUUCGGCACGCUCUAUGCACAGCUAUCUUCGGAUCACCCGCCGGCCAGCCAUUACUGCAUUGCUGACGGGUACUUGCUCCUCCACUCGAGAGGCAAGGACUUACUAUGUGUCCCACGCGACCGUCGUCUUCGGACUGGCCUCCUUGGCGAGUAUCAUGAUUCACGACUCGCUGGCCAUUUCGGAGUCAACCGCACUAUUGCACGGCUUCGACAGCGAUUCCGAUGGCCCAACCUCAUUACCGAUGUCACUCGGUAUUGCGACUCUUGCAAAGUUUGCCGACGCAGCAAGCCCCGCAACCGCAAUCCCUACGACGAGUUACACCCGAUGCCUAUCCCACGCGAACCCGGUCUCUCCAUUGCCAUGGACGUCACCGGUCCGUUUCCUCGCGACCGUCUCGGGCACGACGGCAUCCUCACGGUUGUGGACCGAUUGAGUAAGUACGCGCGUUUUCUCCCUUGCAAGUACUACUCCACGGCUCCCGAGCUGGCACGCCUCCUGCACACUGGUUGGAUUUGUGGCCACGGUGUACCAGAAGACAUUGUCAGCGACCGCGACACUCGUUUCAUGUCGGCGUUUUGGACUGCUCUCAUGCAGGAGUCCGGCACAACAAUGAAAACAAGUUCGGCUCGACAUCCUCAGACAGACGGGCAGACGGAGCGGGCACAUCAAACAGCUCAAAUGAUGCUUCGUACGCUCAUUCGUCCAGACCAGAAAGAUUGGGUUGACCGCCUCCCCGACAUCGAGUUCGCCUACAACACUUCGGUGCACCCGGCGAUCGGCGUGACUCCAUUCGAGUUGCACCACGGUGGACGGAAAGGCCGCAUCUUCGCCGACCUUCUCUUCCCUCGACCAACCGACAUUGACGCCGCUUGCUCCCCCGCUUCCGUUCGGAAAGAGAGGGCAGAGCGAGGGCAGAGCGAGGAUGGUUCCAAGAGGGAUGCAGGUAAUGGAUACAAGACUUAACGGAUGAAGGCAGUGGCUGCCCAAAAUAUACUCCAAACAACCACUGGGGCCAGCGCUCUGACCCCCAAGACCG
This is a messenger RNA of Chara braunii, 1718 nucleotides long. The record is from the annotation of a GenBank genome assembly. NCBI's taxonomy places the organism in Eukaryota, Viridiplantae, Streptophyta, Charophyceae, Charales, Characeae.